AUGCAAGGCUAUCUCCAGCCUCCCACUUUGCCAUUAGCAUCAGUUUCUUCAAAUUCUGGCCUGUUGCUUGCGCCGGUGGCAAAUAUGCCAGCCUCUUUACCUGCAGCUACACCUGGCAGGUGGUCUGCCGGGUCCCUCCCUCCAUGGAAUCCUCCAGGACCUCCAAUCUCUGGAACAACCAAUGACCAUCGCUUGUCGCACCAUGGGCAUGGUGUUUCCUGGUCACUGCUUUCAGUAAUCCCAACCCUCCAAAGACGCCAGGCAGAAAGGUCGGCUAAUGCUGUGGCUUCCUCAUCAAGACAUCCUACCAGUCGAAACUCGAGGUCAACAAGUGUGACCCAACGCCGGCGUAAAACCACGAAGUACCUUGUAGUACUACAUCCUGAGCCUAUGCAUGGGACGGUGCACACAGAAUAUGAACAUAUGUUCCGAGAAAUUCGUGCACCUAUACCACAAAAGAUUACGAGUUUCAUUCUGCAGGCCCGCAACUUUGGUCUUGUCUUUGAGAUCGAAGACAGUUUUCAAAAAGAUGAUCCUGCUGGUCCUGUAUUCCAUCAAUCCCUGUGCUCUCAUUUUGAGAGGGUUGGCCUCGCAUUUUCUGGAUCCAAUUCACAUCCACCUUGUCAUAUCCCAUAUAUUCACGCUUCUCUUCCGGACUUCGGACCCUUAGAUCCGGUCCGGUCCGAUGCAUAG
This is a messenger RNA of Suillus plorans, 693 nucleotides long. RefSeq lists its product as uncharacterized. The coding region runs from base 1 to 693 and encodes 230 amino acids. Lineage: Eukaryota; Fungi; Basidiomycota; Agaricomycetes; Boletales; Suillaceae. The transcript has 2 exons. The record is from RefSeq and is a predicted model, not a curated record.